Molecule: messenger RNA, 536 nt
Organism: Amphimedon queenslandica
Lineage: Eukaryota; Metazoa; Porifera; Demospongiae; Haplosclerida; Niphatidae
Product: prefoldin subunit 6-like
Exons: 4
Coding region: 43-438 (131 amino acids)
Biological process (GO): protein folding; chaperone-mediated protein complex assembly
Cellular component (GO): prefoldin complex; cytoplasm
Molecular function (GO): protein-folding chaperone binding
Source: RefSeq, a predicted model, not a curated record
GCACGUGGGUGAUGACUCAAGCUUAGCCCCGCCCUCUUAAACAUGGCAUCUCUUAAAGAAAAGGAGAAAGUCCUGCAGGACGAGAUAGAGAAGUUCAAAGACAUCCAGAAAGAUAUACAGAAAUGUGUAUCAAAGAGAAAACAACUGGAAGGACAAUUAACUGAAAACAAGACAGUGAAGGAGGAAAUGGAUGUACUAGAAGAUGAUGCUGUCGUUUAUAAAUUAAUUGGCCCCGCCCUAAUCAAGCAGGAGCUUUCCGAAGCAAAAGACACAGUGGUAAAGAGACUUGACUUCAUUGCUAGAGAAAUCUCUAGUUGUGAAGACCUGUAUAAAGAGUACGAGAAGAAGCAGGAGGGUAUGACUGAGAAACUAGCGAAACUGCAACAAGAGUAUCAGAAAGCUGUCAUUGCAGCUGGCGGCGGAAUGAUGAAAAAAUAACAAUCAUUACCAUAAUUUAUUAAAAAAAUAAUUAAUAACAAGAAUUGUGUCUUAAAUUUCUUUACAUAUAAACUGUAUCAUUAUCUGUAAUAAAUCAA